UCGCUCAGGGGCUUCCAGUCUGAGCAAGCACCCCUGCCUGAUGCGCGCACGGGCUACAGAGGGGGGUUUGCAGUCUGCGAAGGCAAGUGUCACCAUGAUCAACCUUAUAUGGGGUGGAUCCUUAUACUGCGUGGCUGCAUAAAUCAUAACUUCAGGAUGAAGACGUGAUCACAGCGCGUUCGGCAUCAUUAUCAGCAUCGGAAUAACCAUUUAUUUUUCACGCACACUGUGGACUCGGGCACCGCUGCAGAGGUGCUAGACUGGUAGGCGGGGGCAGGAGCUGAGGACAAAGAUAUUUAUGCUAUUAAUAAAUCUGAUAAUGAAGCGUAGAAAGAUUAUGGUCGCGGCAGGCUUUUGCCUUUCAUUUUUUCUAGGUACUCUUAUGAAUUUGCUCUAUAUACCAGGAUUUGAGCACCACCAAAACCGAAAUAGAGCACAUCGGUACUACCACGAAAAACAGCAACGGGUUACGGGCGACUUUCAGCUUCACCUCGGUGAACCAGUCACCGAGACGGCCGCUGAGCCUAACAGUAAAUCCAACACAGGAAGCCUCCACGAUCUCCAGCUGCAAAUACAAGAAAGGUUCGACGAGGUUGUCCAGUACCGUCGGCGCCAAGCACAUGUGCCGGGCACUGGAAACCCAGUCCGCCCGCUGGAGCGUAGAAGAUUGAUGGAUUUAGAGCCAGGGCACAGUUGGGACCCUGUCAAAGUCAUUGAUAGAAUUGAUAACCGACAGACCCGUUUUCAAAAUCGACUUUCUCCGUCGACAUACCUUCACGUGAAAUCACAGAAAGAUUUUUCAAUUUAUUCAAGGAGCAUUAACGGUACACUGAUGCUUGGCUGCAGCAGCAUUGACAACGUGACUAAUGUGCAGUACCUUGGUUCAGGCUACACAAAGGCUGUGUACAAAGCAGCUCUUAACAGCAGCUUCUCAGUGGCUCUGAAAUCUGUUGAUUUUGGGGGACAUGAUAUGGAAAAUUGCGUAAAGAAAUAUGGCUCACAAGGAGACUGCUACAAACUUGCCUCCUUCAAAAUAGUGAAAGAGAUGACGCUGAUGGAGAGGUUGCAACAUCCCAAUAUUUUAAAGCUGUAUGGCUACUGCUACCAGGACAGCAAUGACAUUCAGGACACGGUGACGGCCAUCACUGAGCUGGGCAGUCCUCUGGAGAUGAUCCAGCUGCUCCAGACCUCCUGGGAGGAACGCUUCAGGAUCUGUCUGAGUCUGGUGCGUCUGCUCCACUACCUGGCCCACUCUCCUCUGGGCUCCGUCACCCUGCUGGACUUCAGGCCGCGCCAGUUUGUUCUGGUGGCGGGGGAGCUCAAGGUCACAGACCUGGAUGAUGCCAGCACAGAGGAGGCCCCCUGCUCCCCCUUCUCACCCUCCGACUGCGUCAUGGAGUUUCCCGCCCGCAACUUCACCCUCCCCUGCAACAGAGGGCGCUGUGUUGGCAUCAAUGAGAAAAGGAACUUGUACAAUGCAUACAGGUUCUUUUUCACAUACCUACUGCCUCACAGUGCCCCGCCCGCACUAAGACCCUUACUGGACAAGAUAGUCAACUCUACAGGGGAGCUGGUCUGGGGGAUGGAUGAGACACUGGUCCAGCUGGAGAAUGUGUUGCACCAGUACAGAAACGGGUUAUAUCUGCAGAACAACACUCAGGCACACAGAGCUGACUACAAGCGCGUGGCGGACGCCUCCAUCCCCGGGGAGAACUACCGCUGCUGGCCGUCCUAUGAACACGAAGGAUGUCUGCUGUCAGUGUUCAGCGUCACAGAGGCUAUUGGUGUGUGUGAAAGCCAUGCCAAGUGCAGGGCAUUCGUUCUGACCAAUCAGACCACCUGGACAGGCCACCAGCUUGUGCACUUCAAGACGGGGACUGCCAGCCUAAUCUCUGCCAAGGGACGCAUCGCCUACAUCAGAGUGGGCAGCUGAAACGAAGGAGGGGGAGGAGACUUGAGAACUCAUCCGGCCUCCUAUAGGCUCAUCUGCUCCAGGGCCAAGCCCACUCAGUGUAAUAAAGCAUCCCAUUGGUUGGAUAGGAAGACCAAAAGGAGUGGAGGAUGGAUGCUAAACCACGCCUACCUGUACAAGCACAGAGGACCCAAGUCUCAGUAUGUUGUCGCAAUAACGCUUUGACAACGUUGUUGUGACAACUUUAGAAUGCUCCGUCCAUCUCUACAAGAAAGCAUUUAUGUGUUUUUCUUCAAAGGAAUGUUAUUAAGUGCAUUGGCUUAUUGCUCAGGUGAUUGUGAAGUUGCCUCUCUAGCUAAGUAUACAAAGACUCAAAACUACAAAUCCCAAACUACCUAAAUGUGCAGUGGUGUCAGCAAGAGGUACAUGAAUGAUUGUUUGGAUUUCUAGGAUACCUCUCUAUCUAAAUCCAUAAUCGAACAAGCAUUAGACUACUACCUAUUCAGGUAGGUAGACUACUACCUACCCAAUGAAUGUCUUACCCCCAAAAAAACUAAACAAGGGCUCAUUCUACCCCGUCUUUUGAAUUCUUAAAACUAUUCAGCACUUUUUCCCCAAAAAAAUCCAACAGUGUUUAAUUUCUCUCCCUGCUUUGAAAAAGCAAGUCAGGAAAUAAGAUUUCAAAUCUGAAACAUCUAAAACACCAAAAAUGGAAGAUGACACUGACAUGGUUGUGAUCUUUUACAGUGAAAAGGGGCUUUGGUGCUUGUGGAUUAAGCAUUUUAGACCAAAUGUAAUGUUGUAUUGUGAGCUGGGUGAGUGGUUGAUCAUGUAUUUAUUUAAGAGAGUGUGUGUUGGCUAAAGUCCCAUCACCAGUUGCUAAGGCAGGAAAUAAUCUCUCCAUGUUGAUUUCCUAUGGAAAUAUGAAUUGAUGCUUAGAUAACCAGAAAAAAAUCAAAGAGUAUGGGUAUUAUUGCUUUCAAUGAAAGCACACUCAGUGAAAAACGAAUAAAUCAACAGUGAAUUCAACUAAAUGUACAAAAGCGAUCUGAUUUUGUGUUUGUUGUUCAUGGUGAUGGUUGAUGUACAUAAACAAAGCGCAAUGCGAUUGUUAUUUUUUUAUGAAAACUAAAAUAAAACCUUGUGAGACGUGUGGAAUCUA
Messenger RNA from Hypomesus transpacificus, 3074 nucleotides. RefSeq names its product protein kinase domain containing, cytoplasmic a (gene pkdcca). Gene Ontology annotation, molecular function: non-membrane spanning protein tyrosine kinase activity; ATP binding. NCBI's taxonomy places the organism in Eukaryota, Metazoa, Chordata, Actinopteri, Osmeriformes, Osmeridae. The coding region runs from base 299 to 1933 and encodes 544 amino acids. The transcript is spliced from 7 exons. Gene Ontology annotation, biological process: protein phosphorylation. The record is from RefSeq and is a predicted model, not a curated record.